Messenger RNA from Funneliformis geosporum, 873 nucleotides. Lineage: Eukaryota; Fungi; Glomeromycota; Glomeromycetes; Glomerales; Glomeraceae. The record is from the annotation of a GenBank genome assembly.
AUGAGUAUACCAGUUAGUCAGCAACAUCAGUUAAUUAAAAAAUACUUCAAUUCGUUAGUCAAAGAGUUCAUUACUGAUCCACUUCACAAUAAGGAUAUUAGCAUAGUUUUUGUAGACCAUUUAAAAAGUUCGAAACCAGGUUCCACAACCAUGGAUGAAAAUGAUUUGCGAAGCACAGCAGUCCACGAAUUUGCUCACCUCUAUCUCUAUGCUACCAUUGGGCUAAGCCCUCGAGUUGAUAAAAGUCGCGACUAUGAUCAGUAUGAGGACAAUCACAGCGAGAAAGUCGAUAACCAAGAAAAUACUUGUCCCGAAUGUUCUUAUCCCCUUCCGAAUCAUUCUCCUCAAUGUUCGCCAAGUUUCAACCAGCCUCACCCCCACCCUCCUAAACCAGGUCAAAACCAAAAACCAGAUAUUAUCAAUGACCUCCAAACGGCAACUGAACUUGACCGUCUGAAAAAAUUGUUAAAUUCUAGCCAAAAUCUGUCUACUCUGGAAUCUAUCUACCAAAAUGAAAUAAAGUCUAACCCUCUUUAUCAAGGAAAGGAUAAUCAGAAAACAUUAGAUCAUGUAUAUGAGUUGCAAAGACACCUUUUGCAAUUUUCAAGCAAUAAUCGACUUUCCUCAACUAAUGGUCUUAAUUCUGCCAAUAAAAACAAAUUAGGCAAUACUGAAUUAUUAUUAAUUUAUCAAGAUACUUUUCUUUUAAAAACACUUACUGACAGUCAAAUGGCUUUUUUAGCUAAAACCUACCAGUUGGAAGGUCAAAAGUUAAGAGAGUUAGAAAAUAACGAAAAAGCAAUCGUUUUGUUCAAAGAUAAAGAAGACAUUGAAAAACAACUUGUUAAUUGGUUAAAAGAAGUAACUAAUUAG